Messenger RNA from Dicrocoelium dendriticum, 839 nucleotides. The record is from the annotation of a GenBank genome assembly. NCBI's taxonomy places the organism in Eukaryota, Metazoa, Platyhelminthes, Trematoda, Plagiorchiida, Dicrocoeliidae.
AGCCCUCUUCAAAUUCGGAGGCUCUGCUCUUAUUGAUGCUUUACAUGAAUUACUAGUGAAACUGUGGGAGCAGGAGACUGUCCCAACCGACUGGAGCCGCUCCGUUAUUGUUCCCAUCUUCAAAGGCGGCUCGCGCUCGGAAUGCGGCAACCAUAGAGGAAUCAGUCUGAUCUCCAUCGCCUCCAAAUUACUCGCCUCCAUAAUUCUUCACAGACUGACUGGCGCUCGUGAAAGCCAGAUUCGUGAGGAGCAAGCUGGGUUUCGUCGGGGUCGUGGCUGCAUCGACCACAUCUUCACCUUGCGUCAGUUGUUGGAGCACCGCCACACAUAUUGGCGGCCCACCGUUGUCGUGUUCCUCGACAUCAAAGGUGCCUUCGAUUCGGUUGAUCGAUGUGCCCUUUGGAAUUGUUUACUCAGGAAAGGUGUGCCCGAGAAAUAUGUAAAUAUUAUCCAAGCAUUAUAUUUGCGUAGCACGGGCAGAGUGAGGGCUUACGGCAAGCUGUCGCCACCCUUUAAUAUCUCCAGCGGUGUGAGACAAGGAUGCCCGCUGUCACCUUUCCUCUUCAACUUCGCUAUUGACGAAGUCAUGGAGUUUGCAUUUACAGGACAUGACUUGGAAGGUGUGGAGCUACUCCCAGGAGAACGACUUCUUGACUUGGAGUAUGCAGACGACAUUGCCCUCAUCUGUGACAGCUCCCAGACGUGCCAAGCCGCGCUGGACAGAUUAGCACUGGCUGUCAGCCGCUUCGGGCUUUGCUUUGCACCAUCGAAGUGCAAAGCGUUCCUCCAAGAUUGGCAGGGAUCGCCUCCUUCGCUGACCCUUGGUGGGGAUCAGCUAG